GAAUGCCUCAUCGUUUCUUUCCUGGUUCGACGUUUUGCAAUCUUCUUCUCCAUAGAAUACUGGGUGAUGCUUUUUCAAUAUUUAUAGCAUUCAGUAAAUAAGUUCUAUACUUCAAGAUUGUGACGAAUCUAAGGAGUCAGUGCCAGGAUAUUCUGUAAAGAGUAAAGACUAUCAUUAUUGGCAGUUUAACUCUGUAUUGAAGAGUUUGCUGGUUGCUUGCCAAGUGUUUGAAAGAAUGCGUAGCAGAAACUCCUUUCACAGAAUUCCAAUGUAGGGUCUUUGCGUUUAUAGAUAACGUAUCCAUAUACGUCUUGGAAAAUCACAAAAAGGGAUUCCUUUUCUUGCAAUUCUUUGGAGUUGUAUUUGUAACCGUUGGAGAUAGGGUGUUUGCAGGGAGCCUGACGUCUCUGAUGAAAGAUAUAAUGAUAUCGGAAGUACAUAUUUUUUUCAUAGUUAGCUGGGAAAGUUUAGAAGUUGAACUUACAAAGAUUCCUAUGUUGUUUGGAACAUAGAUUUGUUGUUCGCCCGAUUGGAAUACCACAUCCCUUGCAAUGCGGCAUCUUGCUGACCUAUAGUAUUUAGAUUUCUUAAUAUACCAAUAAAUGGAGAUGUAUCAUAUGUAAGCUCUUCUUACAUACAUAACUGAAUGUAAUGCUGGUAAUACAAGGUGAUGGAGCAAUGAAGAAACACAUUGGUUCUUCUACAUGGAGAACCACUGCAGUGUCAAUCACAGACUUGCAAAAUUUGCUUUGAUGGGUCAUUCUGAUAGAACAUGAAGAGGUUUAUAGGCUCCUUCUGUGGGCAUUUUAGUCAGGUCUUCUUUAAUCAACCUUGCUUGGGCUCUACUCAAAGCCAUUUUUCAUUCCUGUUAUUUGGUAGAAAUUUUUUGGUUCGAAAUCUGUCCUCUGGCUUAUCCGCUUCCAGACCUUUUCCUGAUUAUUCACCAAAGAAGCCUACCAUCAGGGACUCUGAACUUGUCCAUCAAAUCAGCAAUACCAUCAAACAACGUCGCUCUGAGCCCCUUCGCCACAUUCUGAAACCCUAUGAAUCAAAAUUCAGGGGAGACCACCUUAUUUGGGUUCUCAUGAACAUAAAGAAUGAUUACAAACUAGUUUUAGAUUUCUUUGACUGGGCAUGUCUACGCAGGGAGCCAUCUCUAGAAUCCCGUUGCAUUGUUGUUCAAAUUGCUGUUGCUGCAAAUGAUCCAGAGAUGGCACAAAAACUCAUUCGAGAUUUCUGGAGAAAACCUAAUUUAGAGGUUUCCCUUUCAUUUGCUUGUUUUGUUGAGAGAUUGAUAUAUACUUUUAAGGAGUGGGGGUCUAAUCCUUGCGUCUUUGAUAUUUUCUUCCAAGUCCUUGUUGACAUUGGAAUGCUUGAUGAAGCAAGGAAACUUUUCGAUAAGAUGCUGAAUUAUGGUGUGGUUUUAUCUGUUGAUUCGUGUAAUUUAUAUCUUUCGCGUCUCCCAAAGAAUUUGCAUGGGCUUGAGACAGCAUUGCAAGUUUUCAGAGAAUUUCCUGAAGUAGGUGUUUGUUGGAACACCAUAUCUCACAAUAUUGUGAUACACUCACUUUGUCAAUUAGGGAAAGUUAAAGAAGCUCAUAAUUUGCUCCUGCAAAUGGAGUUGAGAGGUUGUAUGCCUGAUGUUGUAAGUUACAGCACAGUAAUCAAUGGAUAUUGUCAUGCUGGGGAGCUUGAAACAGUCCUGAAGCUUACAGAAGAUAUGCAGUGCAAAGGAUUGAAGCCAAACUCAUAUACAUUUAACAGCAAUAUCCUUAUUUUAUGUAAGAAUGGGAAGGUUCCUGAUGCGGAGAUUGUGUUGAGGGAGAUGUUGAGACAGGGAGUACUUCCAGAUAACGUGGUUUAUACAACUCUCGUUGAUGGUUACUGCAAGGUUGGAAACAUUUCAUCUGCAUACAAUCUACUUGAUGAAAUGCAGAAUCAUAAAAUUAUUCCUGACUUUGUAACUUGUACUGCUAUUAUCUGUGGGCUUUGUCAAACUUGGAAGAUAUCUGAAGCAGAUAAACUCUUUCACGAAAUGCUUAGUAGAGGGAUGCAGCAUGACAGAAUUACUUAUACUGCUCUUAUAGAUGGUUAUUGCAAGGCUGGUAAGAUGAAAGAGGCCUUUUCACUUCAUAACCAGAUGGUGCAAAUGGGACUAACCCCAAAUGUCGUCACUUACUCUGCACUUGCUGAUGGUCUCUGUAAACUUGGGGAGGUAGACGCAGCUAAUGAGCUCCUUCAUGAGAUGUGUGCAAAGGGCCUUGAGCUGAACGUUUGUACCUACAACUCACUUAUCAAUGGUUUUUGUAUAGUGGGAAAUAUAGAACAAGCAGUUAAACUAAUGGAAGAUAUGGAUGUGGCAGGAUUCCAUCCCGAUACCAUCACUUACACUACUCUAAUGGAUGCAUAUUGUAAAUCAGGGGAGAUGGUCAAGGCUCACAAACUUCUAAGUGAGAUGCUGAAUAGAGGGCUUCAACCCACAAUUGUUACAUUCAAUGUGCUAAUGAAUGGAUUCUGCCUGUCAGGAAUGCUAGAUGAUGGUGAGAAGCUGCUAAAAUGGAUGUUAGAGAAGGGUAUAAUGCCAAAUGCUACCACCUACAAUUCUCUAAUGAAGCAGUAUUGCAUUAGAAAUGAUAUGCGUGCUACAACUGAAAUAUACAAGAGGAUGCAUGCUCAAGGGGUGAUGCCUGAUAGCAACACCUACAACAUUCUAGUAAAGGGGCACUCUAAAGCAAGGAAUAUGAAGGAAGCAUGGUUUUUGCAUAGAGAAAUGGUUGAGAAAGGAUUUAAACUUUCAGUUACUUCUUAUAAUGCACUAAUCAAAGGUUUUCUUAAGAGGAAGAAAUAUUUGGAGGCUAGGAAAGUGUUUGAAGAGAUGAGGAGAGAAGGAUUAGUUGCAGAUAGAGAAUUAUACAUUACUUUUGUUGAUGUGAUAUAUAGUGAAGGAAAUAUAGAUAUCACUCUUGAGCUCUGCGAUGAAGCAAUAGAAAAAUGUCUUGUGGAUGACAGCAACAAAGAGAACACAUAGCUUGAGUUGUCUUUGCUAGUUUGAUGGCAUUAUUACAACAAACAACAUACCAAGCCUUUAUCCCGCUAUGUAGGUUUCAUGGGAUUAUUGUGAGAAAAAAUUUAGUUGUUCUCUGCUGGUGCAAUUUUUUGGCCUACUGACCUCAGUAAUCCACCACCAAGGUGUACCUCUGAACAUCAUGCUAUGAGAUUGAUACGAGAAGUCAAGAACAUAUAGAGAAAACUGGUAAUGAAUGAAGGAAAGAGCAUUUCUUGAGACUGAAAUGAAAGUCAGCUCGGCUUUGGGAAUCACAUCAUUGUCUGCUCAAAAUUUCCUGGGGUGCUGUGGUGUGAUUCCAGAUGGGCUUGUCAUUGGGAGAGCGAGCUUGUGCUUUCCAGAUUCUAUCCACAAGAGAAGUUGCAACAGCAUCUUACAAAGAAAUACGACUCAAAAAGGUAAGCACAUCUCGGGACUAAUAACUUACCAUGGAAAAGGCUGGCUUCGUCAAAUAAAGCAGAAAUAGAAAUAAACCAGUACAAAUUGGCAUCAGCUGCAGUGUUGAUCAUUAUAGGUUGUUGGUAGACUUCUGAAGUCGGCUACCCUGAAUUUUUCUUGAUUUUGUUAAAGUGGUUUGAUCAAUUUGGGUUCCCUCUUUAUAUAUUUGCUUAAUAGGGAUGAAGGCUUGGUUUAGCAUCCAACGGUAGCAAACCUUUUUAUGGACCUUACUUCGUAGGCUUUAAUCAAUAGUAUCUUAAAGUGAAAUGAAACAAGACUGGGAAUAUGAUAUGCAUAUAUACAGCCGAAGAUCAGCAGGCAUGUAUCUGAACCUUAUAUAGAACAAAAGUAUUCCUUGUUUUCAUAUUCAUGCUUACAACAUAGUGCCUGCCAAGAGCAUCAAUGAUAAAAGGAAGAACACCAACUUUUUGCGUGGCUUAACUGGGUUGUUACCAUAUGAAGAAGGGGUAGAACUGGGGCUGUCAGUUGUUGUCACGGUUUCCUUGGAGCACGUAUAAUUGCAGCGGCUUGGCCGAACUAUUCUGUAUACACCGCUACUAGCCAGAAUGAAAACAUCCUUCCUGUUAUCCUGUCCGAAUGAGAAUAUGUACUCUAAAGCUGGUUGACGGCUUCCGGGCACAAAGUGGCACGCAAUGGGAGAGUCAGAAGCACAACUAAAUGGAACACUACUAGCAGUCAUAUUCCCACUGUUUCUGGGGGUUUCUGCAGCCGCCCAUAUAGCUCCACCGUACAAGUCUCCAUACAGGGAUCGGUCUUGGAAUUAUAGAAAUACCCGCCUGAUAUUGCUGCAGAUCCUAAGCUAUUCACAGCAGAGUGGUUAUAUCCUAGGACGGGGAAGAUUAGUGUCUCAGAAUCAGCAGAAGUGUUUGAGGGAAAAUGCUGAUUGUUGAAUGGAAGAGGUCCUUCAUAGAUGCUCCAGCCAUAAUUCCCGCCUUUGGUUAUGAUAUCAACCUCUUCAUAUCUAUCCUGUAAGUGUUUAUUAAAAGAACUAUGUAGUCAAAACUUCAGGAUAUAUGUUCUAGUGAAAAAUUAUCAAGAGCCUCUGAAACAGAGAAUAUAGGUCAUCCGAGAACCUGUCCAACAUCUGCACAAAGAAAGUAGGAAGGCCUUUCUGAAUCAAAGCUACAGCGCCAAGGAUUUCUUAGUCCAAGGGCCCAAAUCUCGGGCUUCAACUCCUUGUCUUCAUGAUAAGGAUUAUCUCGAGGAAUGGAAUAGUUACCCCAAAGACCAAGGUUACUUAUUUCUUCUGCACCUGAAGUCCCGUGUAAAAGAUGAAGAGAAAUGGUCUUCUCUAGAAGAAAUUACAGCAAUGCAGAAGAAAUAAACAAGCAACGAAGAACAGAUGGUUUGUGUAAUGAACAAGCUACUUACUUGGUUCUGAUGCAGUUCCACUGGCAGUAUAUUCUGCAAUAACACUGUGAUACUGGCAUGGUUGAGCUCCCUUUGAAGAAUUCAGCUUGGAAGGAUCACAGUUCACAUCUGAGUUACAAGAACACCUUCCAGAACAUGUGGGGGACUUAACCUUGUCACAGUUGAAUGAAGUAAAGAAACGCCCAUUCUGGGCAAAGUUUGGAUGGAAAGCCAUUCCCAUCACCCCGAAGGUGGUAUCAAGAUGAACUUGAUCGGUUAAAUCAACAAAAGGGCUAGAUUCAUCGAGAUCCAAAGUUCCUCCUGAACCCUGCUCUGGGAUGGUGGCCAACCAUAUUUUACCAGCUUGGCUGGAGAAGAAGGCUCGGUUUGACCCAUCGGGAUGAGCAACCAUGUUAAGAUAUUGUCCCUCACCAAUUUUCUCAAGGCACAGGCCCUUUGGGGGAACUGAGGUUUCAGUAUCAUUAAGUGACACUGGUUUGCCGUUAAAACACAAGGAAUCAUUGCCAGAGGCACCACCAAAUGCUUCGCAAAAUUCACUCUUUGAUUGCCAAAGUUCUGUAAGCUUGGUGGAGGUUGAAUUUUGCAGCACCCCAGUUCUACUUUGUAAUGAAGUAGCAAAAGGAGAAUUCAGUAUGGCUGUAUUUUGACAAGCAUCCCAGACUUGUGAGCAGAAGCUACUUUCUGUGUGACUUGACGAGGGUGAGUUGGCUGAUUCAUUAGAUUUGCAAAGAACUGGAACUGGUCCCGGCCCUGUGUCUACUCUGAAUAGCUCUUCUGCGAACUGAUCACAUGUCUGAAAAUUGAUGAAAGUCAGAACUGAUUUUAGGCAAUUUCCACCCUUACUCUGACAUUAGAGAUGCUAGGAUAUUCAAAGUUGAACGUUUGCCUGGAACAUGUGAUGUUGUUGGUGUUGAAUCACUCUUAUAAUUUAACAUUCAGGAGCUUUCAAGAAAUCUAAUGGAAGUCUAGUUUGGCUUCACGUUUGUGCAUUUCACUGGGGCUUUUAGUGGUACUUUUAAAAGCAUAGUUCAGAGAAAUCAGUAUGAGGAUGAUAUAGUUCAUCGCCUUUCUCUAAGGUACAACAAGCUUAUGAUAAUUCCAUCUUUCCAUUCAAGUUUUCUGAACCCACAGGGCUGAAACACCAGAUUUGUGCUUACAUUUACGUUGAGAUGGUGUGCAGAUAAGUGCCAUGCCAAAAGCAAAGCUGCAGGCAUGUGGAAAACACUAGUCUGAUGGGAUUGUGGAAAAACACUACAUGAAUCAGAAAAUUCCAACACCUGUACUACUCAACAAGCUCAAGAAACUCUUUCUGGCAUUGAUAAGAGAGAACACCCAAUCACGUAUUAAGCUUUUUGGAAUGAUUUCCUCAACAUUUCUAGUAUUUUCUUUUUAAUUAUAGUCUUAUCAUAAGCUUGGAUAAAGAAGAUUUGUGUUAGGUAGUUAACAGUUACCGUGGUUGGAGGUUUAAAAUUUAUGUAUACCUUACUUGUAAGAUUAAAGGUUGUAAUUUUGUUAUUAUAACAUUAUGAAUUCACCCAAAAGCGAUGGGAUUGGAUCUUGGGCAUACAUAUUAGCAUAAAACACAGGUUUAGAGACCAAAUCUUUGUGUAUAGUAUUUUUCCAGUCAGUAGAGGAUGAGAAAACAUGCUAGAAAGCAACAUCUGUCAACAUUCAAUUCGCCAAGGAAAACCCAAAUAAGAACUCACUGCGCAGAGGAUAGAUUUGAUCACAGAAGCACAGCCAGAAUCAGACACAUUCAUUGCUUGGAAUUGCUUUUUCAGCUCCAAAUCUUUGGCCGAGUCACAGCACACUCUCCCACUGUACGGACAGAAGCUCAGAGCAGCCUUCUGGAUCUCCGGCGCCCCUGUUCCACUCAAAACAACACAAAUUUCAUCACCUGUACCAAAUAUUUUACCACAAAGAGAGGGGUUCUAACCUCCCCGCCAAGUCGACAAAUUUUAUUUGUCUACGCGAUACACGUAGAAUUUACUAUAUGCUCGAUGAGUUUGUCGAGGGCACACCCAAAAA
Diospyros lotus (date-plum) is the source of this 6922-nucleotide messenger RNA. RefSeq names its product pentatricopeptide repeat-containing protein At1g05670, mitochondrial. The transcript is spliced from 7 exons. Bases 773 to 3028 code for a protein of 751 amino acids. Lineage: Eukaryota; Viridiplantae; Streptophyta; Magnoliopsida; Ericales; Ebenaceae. Gene Ontology annotation, molecular function: protein binding. The record is from RefSeq and is a predicted model, not a curated record.